This is a messenger RNA of Equus caballus (horse), 3235 nucleotides long. RefSeq names its product prenylcysteine oxidase 1 (gene PCYOX1). NCBI's taxonomy places the organism in Eukaryota, Metazoa, Chordata, Mammalia, Perissodactyla, Equidae. The record is from RefSeq and is a predicted model, not a curated record. Gene Ontology annotation, molecular function: prenylcysteine oxidase activity. Gene Ontology annotation, biological process: prenylated protein catabolic process; prenylcysteine catabolic process.
GGAGCGCGCAGACGCGCAGCGGCUGGCCGACUGUCGGGUGCCGGGGACUGACUGCUGCGCUGCAUGAGCUAUGGGGCUCACCGCCAGGGAGCUUGUCUCGUCGCUUCUGGGGCUGGGGCUGCUGCUGUGCAGCUGGGGGUGCCCCGGGAGCGCCGAGCGACGGGCCCCGCCGGAUAAGAUCGCAAUUAUUGGAGCUGGAAUUGGUGGCACUUCAGCAGCCUAUUACCUGCGGCAGAAAUUUGGGAAAGGUGUGAAGAUUGAUCUGUUUGAAAGAGGAGAGGUGGGAGGCCGUCUGGCCACCUUGACUGUGCGGGGGCAAGAAUAUGAGGCAGGAGGUUCUGUCAUCCAUCCUUUAAAUCUGCACAUGAAGCGUUUUGUCAAGGACCUGGGUCUCUCUACUGUGCAGAGCUAUGGUGGCCUAAUGGGGGUGUAUAACGGAGAGAGACUGGUGUUUGAGGAGAGCAGCUGGUUUAUAAUUAACAUGAUUAAACUAAUUUGGCAGUAUGGGUUUCAGUCCCUCCGAAUGCACAUGUGGGUAGAGGAUGCAUUAGACAAGUUUAUGAGGAUCUACCGCUACCAAUCUCAUGACUAUGCCUUCAGUAGUGUUGAGAAGUUACUACAUUCUCUAGGAGGGGACGAAUUCCUUGGAAUGCUUAACCGAACACUUCUUGAAACCUUGCAGAAAGCAGGCUUCUCUGAGAAAUUCCUCAAUGAAAUGGUUGCUCCUGUCAUGAGGGUCAAUUUUGGCCAAAGCAUGAACAUCAAUGGUUUUGUGGGGGCAGUGUCAAUGUCCUGUGCUGAUUCUGGCCUUUGGGCAGUAGAAGGUGGUAAUAAACUUGUUUGCUCACGGCUCCUUGAGGCUUCCAAAGGCAACCUUAUACAUGGCUCAGUAAUGUACAUAGAGGAGAAAACAAGAACCAAGCAGACGGGAAAUCCCACAAAAAUGUAUGAAGUGGUCUACCAAACUGGAUCUGAGACCCGUUCAGACUUCUAUGACAUCGUCUUGGUGGCUACUCCCUUGAAUCGAAAAAUGUCCAAUAUAACUUUUCUCAACUUUGAUCCUCCAAUUGAGGAAUUCCAUCAAUAUUACCAACAUAUAGUGACAACUUUAAUUAAGGGGCAAUUGAAUUCAACAAUUUUUACCUCUAGACACUUAGAUGAGUUUGAUCUCAGUACAAUCUUAACCACUGAUAGUUCAGAUUUGUUCAUUAACAGCAUUGGGAUUGUGUCCUCAGUAAGAGAAAAUAAUCCUCAACCAUCAAAAGGUGGGACAUAUGUUUGGAAGAUCUUUUCCCAAGAAAUUCUUACUAAAGAACAAAUUUUAAAGCUCUUUUUGUCCUACGAUUAUGCUGUGAAGCAGCCGUGGCUGGCAUAUCCUCACUAUAAGCCUCCGGAGAAAUGCCCCCCCAUCGUCCUCCACGAUCGACUGUAUUACCUCAAUGGCAUAGAGUUUGCAGCAAGUGCCAUGGAGAUGAGUGCCAUUGCAGCCCACAAUGCCGCUCUCCUUGCCUAUCACCGCUGGAACGAGCACGCACACAUGAUUGACCAAGAGGACUUAUACGAGAAACUGAAAACUGAACUAUGAAAUAACAUUGUCACUCCCCCCACCCCCGCCUUGGUUCCGAAUGGAAUAUUAUUGGCAAAAAAGAAUACAAUCUGAGAUGAUUUUGAAGCAGAUGUUUUGCCAUUAUCAUUGUUUAACUGAAGUCAUCCCAGAGAAUCAAGAGAAAAUACAAAGUUCUAAUUAAGUGUGAAAGUAUAAUGCAUUUAUGCCAUCUCCCAAAUUUCUUAACUCUUCUUUUAAUAUCCAUCAAGAUUGUUUCCAAGCUUGUCUGAUCUUAAGAAUCAUGUGGAGUUUGUUAAUCGUAAGAGAUUCUCUUGCUUCUCUGGUUAAUCAGUGGAUCUGGGGGUGGGGCCCUGGAUUUUAAACAAGACUUUAGAGGAUUUUAAGCUGAGCACUUGAGGAAGAAUUUAAAGACGUUAUCUUUUAGUUGGGGACUAGUUCAUUUGCAGUUCAUGGCUGGAUGUGAUCUUCAGAUAGUGAAAACUAUUAUGGAAGCUGGUGUGUCAUGCCUGGCUUUAGUAAUUGAUACCUUUUCAAAGUAAAUCUGCCAUGCCUGAAGCCUUGACUUUCAGAAUGUUCUUUGGAUUCUGUUUCAGUUUUAUUAGGGGUGACAUUUCAAAGUUUUAGUGGUAUAACCUUAAGAUGUCAUAAAAAAUCUCAAGUAAAAUGAAAAGCCAGGCUAUUGAUUUAAAGAAUUGGCAUUCUAUCAUCAAAUCCUCACUUAUGAAGCUUUCACAAAUACUGGUAGAUCCUCACAAAGAUUCUGAUUUAUUGGAUGGAGGAGAGGACCUCAGCAUUGUAGCUUUUUAAAGUUCCUAAUGUUGAGAAUUGCUGAUGUGGGGGUUUAAGAUGUGUUCAAAGGGUUUUCAGUGCCUUUAAAGUCCCAAGAAACCCAAUCCGUUAUUAAAGCAGAUCCAUUUUGCAAAGAAUGAUUUCUCUCAAUGAGAACUCAAGUAGUAAUCUUCAUAGUAAGAAGCAUCGACAGUCUAAUAGCAGAGGCAACUUUGUUUACUCCAGAGCACUUGACAAUAGAGUAGGAUAUUCAGAAUGACACUACGCUUGAUCAAAUCCAGCAUAUGCCCAAACUCCUGAAUGCUUCUAAAGCUACUGUAGCAUUUUGGGUGAGAAAUUCACUGCUGAAAUCUUUUAAGGUCAUAGUUCUCAAAUUUGGCUGCAAGUUGGAAUCACCUAUAGGACUUUAAAGCUUCCUGAAUGAUUCUAAUAUGCAGCCAAACUUGAGAACCAGUUCUACAUCCACUGUGCAACGAUCAUGAAUGACUGUUCUUAUACUUGUGAAUUCUAAAAGUAACUGCAACCAAGUUAACGUGUCCUGUUAAAAAAAAAAAAAGUCCUUUACCAGAUUAUGGCAGUAACUACUUUAGCAAAAUGGUCUAAGAGAACAUUGAUUCUUAGUUAAAAUGAUUUCUUCUCUACUACAAUUGUGAAUAUUAACAUGCUGAUAAAACUGCCAAGAUAGAGUUGAUGUAAAGGCAGGGAUUAAAUUUUGUUUGUCAAAGCGUGAGCUUUUUUCUAAUUUUAUUCUUAACAAGCCUAAGACGCAUUCAAGCUUUUUUCCUUUUGUGGUUUUAAUGAAGACAAUACAGAGAAUGUCAUACUGUGUUAUGUGUAUGUUAAAGAUUGGUAAAUACUAAUGAAAUAAUUUAUUUUCUA